AUGACUGCCUCCCCAGUAUACAUCGUCGGUGUGGGGAUGACCCCAUUUCAGUCUCCCAAAAAGUCAGCCGCAACCUCCUCCAAUCCCGAGGGAGAUUAUUUCAACCUCGCCGUAUCCGCAUGUGUGAAAGCUUUACUCGAUGCCGGAAUCAACUAUGAUGAUGUUGAUCAGGGAGUUGGGUGUUAUGUGUUUGGUGACUCUGCUGGCGCACAGCGUGUUUUCUACACCCUGGGGAUGACUGGAGUUCCCAUUUACAAUGUUCAUAACUACUGCAGCGCGGGGAGUACGGGCCUGUAUAUGGCCAAUCAGUUUAUUCAGGCCGGCAGUGCUGAUUGUGUCCUUGUGGUGGGAUUUGACAAAAUGUAUCCUGGUGCUCUUCCACAGAUUUAUAAGGAUAGGGAGAAUCCUCUGGGAAGAAUUCUGGCUCUUUCAAAGCGUUUUAUUCCCAAGGGUCAAGCAGAAUCAGCUGGCUGGACACCUCAGCUAUAUGCCAACGCCCAAGCUGAGUACCUGGAAAAAUACGGAUCGAACGGAGCAAAAGCAGAGCAUUUCGCCGCUAUUGCCUCCACUAACCGUACGCAUGGCAUGAACAACCCCUACAGUCAGCUGCGUCAGUCUGUGACGACCGAGGAAGUUUCAUCGAGUCCACAGGUGUCGGGAUCGAUUACUCGGCUGCAAUGCUGCCCAUCCUCGACCGGAGCUGCCGCCACGGUCCUAGUGUCGGAGCGUUUCCUGCAAGCUCAUCCCUACCUGAAGGAAAGCGCAAUUGCCAUUAGGGGCCAAGCCCUUGCAACUGACUCUCGGGAUUUACGUGCUGCCCAGAAUGCCUUCAAGCAGGCUUCACUAUCACCCAAAGACAUCCAAGUGAUUGAGCUGCAUGACUGCUUUACGACAAACGAGAUGUGUGCGAUCGAAGACUUGGGCCUAGCUCCACACGGCGAAGGGUGGAAGCUGGUCGCCGAUGGAGGCAUCACGUAUGAUCAAAGUUCUAAAACGAAUAGAACGUCUCCAGGAUGGAUCAUCAAUCCCAGUGGCGGAUUGAUUUCUAAGGGUCAUACGCUGGGAGCGACAGGCCUUGCUCAAACGGCCGAGUUAGUAUGGCAUUUACGUGGCUGGGCAUCAACCCGUUGUGUACCGCAGACCAAAUACUGCCUGCAGCACAAUAUGGGCCUCGGGGGUGCUACAGUUGUCACUGUUUUAGGUCGUGCCGACGACAAAGUUGCACCCUUGCCGUCUGAAAUCCAGGAUCAGGUUGACGGACGACGACGUCUCGGAUAUAACCCAGCUCUGGAAGCAAGGGGAGUAAACAAGCAGGAUAUCGAGGCUGUGAAAUCUCGAAAGGCAUUCAGUAACUGGGCUGCCGACACAUUCGAAGCUCUGGGAAAUACACGUGAAGUUAGAUUGUGA
This is a messenger RNA of Penicillium psychrosexuale, 1407 nucleotides long. RefSeq lists its product as uncharacterized. The transcript has 4 exons. The coding region runs from base 1 to 1407 and encodes 468 amino acids. NCBI's taxonomy places the organism in Eukaryota, Fungi, Ascomycota, Eurotiomycetes, Eurotiales, Aspergillaceae. The record is from RefSeq and is a predicted model, not a curated record. Gene Ontology annotation, molecular function: acyltransferase activity, transferring groups other than amino-acyl groups.